UACUCGUAGUUCUUCGAAGUUGUACAAGAGGGUACAUUUAGAGUUUUCAAAAUUUCCUGUAGCGAACAUGAAUUCUUCUUUUUAAGAAUUUUUAUUAUGUACAGUCACACGGAAUAUCGUUCCUCUACUAUAUAGAGCUUACGUCGUUUUGCGAUAAAGAAACGCAUGUCAGUCUAUACCUUACGUUCAUCAUGGAAACAUCACAAUUCCUUGCGUACGAAAGUACGUCUCAUGAUAAAUAUCACAAUGGGUUAUUAUCAGAAAAAGAUUUCGAAUGGGCAGUGAAGUUAAAUCGAUAUAGUCUAGUGGUAAUCGGACUUUGGCCUAAGUCCGAACAAACGACAUGGAAAAAGCGUGUGUGCAAUUUACAUGCGCUUUUCGUUUUCUCAAUAAUGCUAUUUGGUAUUGUGAUUCCCGGUAUACAUUCCAUGAUAAGAAUCCGUUUUGAUAUUUUACUACUGACAGAUAACUUGCAGUACACUUUACCAACUGUCAGCUGCGUCCUAAGAUACGCAAUUUUCUGGUGGAAAAAAGAAGCUGUCGCGCCGAUAGUAAAUAUGGUCGCGGAUGAUUGGAUGAAGGCAAAAACACCUCAAGAAGAAGCAACGAUGAUCGCAAGGGCACACAUUGCUCGCAUUAUUAUAAUAUUUGGGUACUGCAUAAUGGGAGUGAGCUGGGUUGUUGUAAAUAUUUUACCCAUAUUUGGCCACUCGGUGAGAUACCUGUCCAAUAUCACUGAUCUGGAGAGGCCGUUACCACUUCAGACAUAUUACAUCUACGACACGAGUAAAAGUCCACAAUACGAACUAACGUUCACUAUUCAAAGUACUGCCCUUGUCUUCAGCGCUAUGUGCUAUACAGGCAUUGACAAUUUUCUUAGUCUCUCGGUGUUUCAUAUCUCUGGUCAACUGGACAUUCUGAGGAAUCGUCUCAUGCAUUUGCAUAACGUCGAGCAUUAUAACGUUUUAAAAAAUUGUGUGAUGGAUCACAUCCGAGUAUUUAGAGCUAUUGACCAUAUAGAUGAUAUAUUCAACAUAAUAUUGAUGGUAUUGUUUCUAUAUUUUGGCAUUCUUUUCGCUUUUUAUGGUUUUUGGAUGAUAAAUAUGCUCGAAAGUGGCCAACACUUAUCGAUCUUUCACUUGGUAUAUAUUUUAAGCGUUUGUAUGAAUACGUUUGGUCACAUGUGCCUGUAUUGUGCUGUGGGUGAAAUGUUAACAACGCAGUGUGAUCGAAUCCAUUGUGCUGUGUAUUUCAAUGAAUGGUAUACUAUGGAUCCAAAAAGAGCUCGGAACUUAAUUCUUCUAACGAUAAGAACCCAUAAGCCUCUUUAUCUUAACAUUGGUAAAGUAUUUCCCUUGUCAAUGGCUACAUUUUGUAACUUAUUGAAAACGUCGGCCGGUUACAUAUCCGUGUUACUUACCACAAGAACUCAAUCGAAAAUGUAGAAUGAAUACGAAUAAUUUGAUAUUAGUUCUUGUUUGUAAAAAGUGGAUCCAAGAGUUGGUCAAAUAGUUUAAAAUAUA
Molecule: messenger RNA, 1523 nt
Organism: Vollenhovia emeryi
Lineage: Eukaryota; Metazoa; Arthropoda; Insecta; Hymenoptera; Formicidae
Product: odorant receptor 45b-like
Exons: 7
Coding region: 192-1445 (417 amino acids)
Biological process (GO): sensory perception of smell; detection of chemical stimulus involved in sensory perception of smell
Cellular component (GO): plasma membrane
Molecular function (GO): odorant binding; olfactory receptor activity
Source: RefSeq, a predicted model, not a curated record